AUGACUAUAUGUUUAAAAGAUAGGGGCUGUUCUUGGUACCAGAAUCCUCAGACAUUCGAUGCUAGUAUUUGUGGGUUGUGUGACUUCCUUUUAAUAAUCUUUAGCAUUUUUGAAUUGUCAAUCCGAGUAAGUAUGACAUAUCAAUUUUGCGCAGAAUGCUCAAUUUUAGGAGACGUAUACGAAAUCGAUGUACUCAGUGCAGUGCUCAGGUCUGAUCUCAAAGCAUUUCGCGAUGCAAUCAGUAUUCUCAAACGAAGAGUCGUCCAACAAGUAUCUGAUGAUCGGUUUGAACCUCAUUUGCUGGAACAGAUCGAUCAAAAUAUUCAGCAGAACAAUCCGUACAUUACAACACCGGUGAAACUGGAGCAAUCGCUGAUGGAAGGCGUUUAUAAUAAGGUGGUUCUCACGGAAAAGAAUAUUCCCAGCCCGUAUUAUGCUCUUUUUAUUCGCAUAUCAAUGGAUACUGUCCGGUAA
Molecule: messenger RNA, 474 nt
Organism: Gongylonema pulchrum
Lineage: Eukaryota; Metazoa; Nematoda; Chromadorea; Rhabditida; Gongylonematidae
Source: the annotation of a GenBank genome assembly